AGAUAUCCGGGAGACAGAGGAUAAUCGCUCCGUAAUAACCAGCGCAUCUCUUAUCGAACGACGAAYUCGAAACGAAAAGUAAUACGCAAGAAUUUUCAAGUAAUAGAGCUACRCAACAAUGAACUACGUUUUUUCGGUGAUUCGCAGCAUCGUGCUGCUGUCGAUGUCGCUUUCGUCUGUGGAAGCAGCAAGAAAGCAACGAUCGAAAGAUCUCACGUCACUGGAGUACUCUGUGUUCCCGCGACGAACCGAAGAGGAGGCGGCCGUUUUUGAAUGGGGCCAUUCCGCGAUCAUUUCGGCCCUGGAUGCCUCCGUGGCGAAAUUCGGACCGCAAACGAGCGACGCGGCGCUGCUGGAGGUUGAGUGCAUGCCCAUCCUGGCGUCGCCGGUCAACGGAGCGAUGAGGGGCGAAGACGGCGAAAAAGAAAUCACGGCACUCCGCAAUGCCGAUGACAUCCACGGGAACAUUGUGGUGAUGACCAACAACGGUGGCUUGUCGGGCGUGGAAAUGGCCAAGAUUGCAAAGCUUUCGGGAGCCGCCGCCCUUCUCGUGGUCAACAUCGACGAGAAACGACCUGACGAUAUCAACCGCCUGGAUAUUCUCGAGGGAGAGGAAGAAGACGCAGAGGACAUUGACAUUCCCGUCGUUAUGAUUUCUCUGAACUCGGCCAAUGUAUUGACAACGGCCACGGUGGAGGCACACAUGGAGGCAAAGGAUAUUGUCAACAACGGCAUGCCAGAACGAAUUCGAUUAUACGCUGGRGGCGACCGUCCGUUCUUUGAAGACGUUGAACCAUUGAAUCCGACACUYUACUUGAUCCACAAUCUAUUGACCGGAGAGGAGGCAGACUCCUUGGUUGACAGCGCAAAAUCCAAAGUCGAACCCAUGAAAACCGGUGUGAUYGACAACCUCCAAUUGAACACCCAGCCAGAGAACUAUCCCGGAGUCGAGAGCGUCAUGCUUUGGAAGGGAGCCCUAGCCUCACCGGCACAAAAGGCCGUGGAAGAACGAAUCGAACAGGUCACGGGGUUUCCKGCGACACAUUUUAGUGAUUUCGUUGUGGACAAAUUGGAGUCCGGAGCRCACUGGAAGCCGCACUAUGACAAACAUUCAGACGCCUUUGAUUCGACACCCGUUGCCACCAUUAUUGUAUUUCUGACGCAACCAGGCGACAGCGAGAGUGGGUCCAUUGUCUACCCGGGAAGCAAGAAAGAUCCCAUCAAGAUUUUGCSGCAAAAGGGUUUGGCAAUCGUACACCACAACAUGGACAACAACAGCGCGCUUGAUUUGAGCACCCUGCACGCCAUGAUGCCGGUUGCGGAAGGCGAAACAGURUACGUCGCUCGCAAAUACGUUUUCGAGCAGCCUAUAUCCCAGUCGCGACGGGUUGCCCUGCCCAUUUUUGCAUUUGCAUUCGGCGGAAAGCUUCCUGCAAUCAUUGUGGAUUUUCACGAUAUGCUCGUGGAGAACUUUGGUGCAGAAGAGGGGGGUAUCUAUUUUGACAAGGCCUGCGUCUUCCUGCCAUUAUUGGUCCUGCUGUUGAUAGCACAGUUUUUGGUCAAUUACGUAAAAGAUCAAAUAAUGGAUACCGCCUCUGACAACCAAACCAACGAAAAGACAAGGAAAAAAUCUGCCAAAUCCGAAAMGAAACAAGCVAAGAAAAGCAAGAAAGGAAAAAGCGAUUAAAACUCCCUAUUUCCGCAUACCACCAUCAGCUUGUUAUCAGGGUAGGAAGGAGCAAAGCUAAACCAAGUACGCUGUUACAAAAAUAAAACACCCAUUUUGAAUUUCUAUAAAACAUCCAGUGCACU
Messenger RNA from Pseudo-nitzschia multistriata, 1812 nucleotides. NCBI's taxonomy places the organism in Eukaryota, Bacillariophyta, Bacillariophyceae, Bacillariales, Bacillariaceae. The record is from the annotation of a GenBank genome assembly.